UCUUCACCGAAGCGACAUGGCUCCGGCUAAGAAGGGCGGCAGUCGGGCGACCAAGACUAAUUCGUUGCGAAGCCGGAAGCUCUCUUCCUUUCUCAAGGACUUCGACCGCGAAGUGCAAAUCCGAUCCAAGCAAAUUCAGUCAGACAGGCAGAACCUCCUCAAGGAGAUGGAUAACCUGUACAACAUCGAGAUCUUGCGGCUCCCCAAGGCGCUGCGCGAGAUGAACUGGCUCGACUACUUCGCCCUUGGAGGAAACAAGCAGGCUCUGGAAGAGGCAGCAACAGCUGACCUUGAUAUCACAGAAAUAAACAAACUAACAGCAGAAGCUAUUCAGACACCCCUAAAAUCUGCCAAAACACGAAAAGUAAUACAAGUGGAUGAGAUGAUAGCAGAAGAAGAAGAAAAUAAAAAUAAGACUCUUCAAACUACAAGAGUGAAAAGGUGUCCUCCAUCCAAGAAGAGAGCCCAGUCCAUUCAAGGAAAAGGCAAAAGCAAAAGGUCAAGCCGUUGUAACACUGUUACCCCAGCUAUGAGCCGAUUGGAAUUGUCCAUGAUAAAACCCACUCCAGGUGUGACACCAAGGUUUGAUUCAAGGAUCUUCAAGACCCCAGGUCUGCGCACUCCAGCAGCCAGAGAGCGGAUUUACAAUAUCUCAGUAAACGGCAGCCCCCUUGCCGACAGCAAAGAGAUUUUCCUCACUGUGCCAGUGGGAGGUGGAGAGAGCAUGCGGUUAUUGGCCAGUGACUUGAGGAGGAUCGAUAUCACACAGCUGGAUCCAGAGGCCUUGGGAAACAUUAAGAAGCUUUCUAACCGUCUCGCUCAGAUCUGCAGCAGCAUACAGUCCCACAAAUGAGGCUGCUAGUCCAAGAAGCUAAACAGGAUGGACCUUUUUAAUAGGAUCUCUUGGACCUUCAGGAGACUUCUUCCCUUCAGGCUUAUUGUUUGUUUGAGUGUGA
This is a messenger RNA of Orycteropus afer afer, 956 nucleotides long. RefSeq names its product cell division cycle associated 8 (gene CDCA8). Lineage: Eukaryota; Metazoa; Chordata; Mammalia; Tubulidentata; Orycteropodidae. Gene Ontology annotation, cellular component: chromosome, centromeric region; spindle midzone; chromosome passenger complex. Gene Ontology annotation, biological process: mitotic sister chromatid segregation. The record is from RefSeq and is a predicted model, not a curated record.